GAGCUUUCUGCAGGUUCGCCGAAGGCGCUGGGUGCAAACCCUGCAGUGACCUGUGCUGGGGGGGACGUGCUGGACCCAGCCGUGCUGCUCCCACCCAGAGCACUGUGCCCAGCCCAAGCGUUUCUGAAUGUGGGAAUUCCCACCCUGCCAGUGAGGCCCCAGACUCAGGUGACCUUGGACCCAGUAGGAGAAUGGCAAACUCAACACAGGGUGACGGGGGCCUCCCCAGCGCUGCGCUCUGGGCCUCCCAUAGGAACAUGGUGAUGGAGCCACUUGAAACCAAUGACCCAGAGGUGCACAACAUCAUCAAGAAGGAGAAGCAGCGGCAGAGGCUUGGGCUGGAAUUAAUCGCAUCAGAGAACUUUGCGAGCCGAGCGGUCCUGGAGGCCCUGGGAUCCUGCCUGAACAACAAAUACUCCGAGGGGUACCCAGGACAGAGGUACUAUGGUGGGACAGAGUUCAUAGAUGAGCUGGAAAGGCUGUGCCAGAAGCGAGCCCUGCAGGCGUACCAGCUCGACCCCCAGAAGUGGGGGGUCAAUGUCCAGCCCUACUCAGGGUCACCCGCAAACUUUGCGGUGUAUACAGCCCUGGUGGAGCCCCACGGCAGGAUCAUGGGGCUGGACCUGCCUGAUGGAGGCCAUCUCACCCAUGGGUUCAUGACAGAAAAGAAGAAGAUCUCUGCCACCUCGAUCUUCUUCGAGUCCAUGCCCUAUAAGGUCAACCCCAAGACCGGUUACAUCGACUAUGACCAGCUGGAAGCAAACGCCCAGCUCUUCCACCCCAAGCUGAUCAUAGCAGGUAUGAGCUGCUACUCGCGCAACCUGGACUAUGCCCGCAUGCGGAAGAUCGCUGACGCCAACAGUGCCUACCUCAUGGCCGACAUGGCCCACAUCAGCGGGCUCGUGGCUGCAGGUGUGGUGCCCUCUCCCUUUGACUACUGCGACAUCGUCUCCACCACCACGCACAAGACCCUGCGGGGCUGCAGGUCCGGCAUGAUCUUCUACCGCAAAGGCACCCGCAGCGUGGACCCCAAGACAGGCAAGGAAGUGCUCUACAACCUGGAGAGCCUCAUCAACCAGGCAGUGUUCCCUGGGCUGCAGGGAGGCCCCCACAACCACGCCAUUGCAGGGGUGGCUGUGGCGCUGCAGCAGGCCAUGACACCCGAGUUCAAAGCCUACCAGCAGCAAGUGGUGGUGAACUGCAAGGUGCUCUCCACAGCGCUGACAGAGCUGGGCUACAACAUCGUCACUGGGGGCACCGACAACCACCUGAUCCUUGUGGACCUGCGCAGCAAAGGCACGGAUGGCAGCCGGGCUGAGAGGGUGCUGGAGCUCUGCUCCAUCGCCUGCAACAAGAACACGUGCCCUGGUGAUGUCAGUGCCCUGCGCCCCAGCGGUCUGAGAUUUGGGACACCAGCUCUCACCUCCCGUGGCUUCCGGCAGGAUGAUUUGCGCAUGGUGGCUCAGUACAUCCACAGAGGGAUCGAGCUGACGCUGCGGGUGCAGAAGGACAUGAGCCCUAAGGCCACGCUGAAGGAAUUCAAGGAGAAACUGGAGGAGGAGAAAUACCGGAAGGAGCUGAAGGCGCUGAAGGAGGAGGUGGAGGCCUUCGCAGGGACCUUCCCACUCCCGGGGCUGCCGGUCCUGUAAAGGGAAUGCACCCUCCCCGCUCCUGGAGCCGCGGAAGUACCCGGGAAUGCAGCACAGAGACCAACACACCCCGGUGCGUCCUCCCAGCACCUACCUCCCCGCUGGCACCCGCUGUGGUGCAGCAGCAGCAGCUCCUCACUGGGCUCCUUCUUACCUCCCAUUUGGGGCACAGGACCCCCGCGGGGGGCACCAGCCCCUUCACCACUCAGUGUUACAAUAAGGACCAAGCACGUUCCGCCUCAUGGCCAGGUCUGAUCCAGCUCUCGUGGCCAUGGAGCAGUAGAUGAGGACACGCAGGAGGGACACGGGGGCCACCUGUAUGGAAGCCACCCCCCUGCAGCCACAUGUGCAGUGCUCAGCUGCACAAGAGCCUUGACAGUGCUGCUAAAAGACCCCCUGCUUUCAGCCUCGAGGAUUCCCUGCUCUCCAUUUGCACCUUCCAGCCUCCACAGGCUUGGACAAGGCCAAGGUCUUGUCCCCAAGGAGCCUUCCUGGGAUCACCAUCCCAUCCUAUCCCGUGUCUCUGGGAUCUUCUGAGUUCUCCGAGCACAAAGUUGAGGUUAGAACCACGUUUUAAUGAGCACGCUCAAACGAGGAAUGGACCCACAACCUAGGACCAGGAGUAGAAGCUUUAAAAACCACAGGCGAUUCCUUUGUUGCGUUUGCUUUUUCUUUUGUAUUUCAAAAAUAUCUGAACCCAAAUAAAUAAUUUUUCUUUUUUU
Messenger RNA from Pezoporus occidentalis (night parrot), 2371 nucleotides. RefSeq names its product serine hydroxymethyltransferase 1 (gene SHMT1). The coding region runs from base 192 to 1649 and encodes 485 amino acids. The transcript is spliced from 12 exons. The record is from RefSeq and is a predicted model, not a curated record. Lineage: Eukaryota; Metazoa; Chordata; Aves; Psittaciformes; Psittacidae. Gene Ontology annotation, biological process: tetrahydrofolate interconversion; folic acid metabolic process; protein homotetramerization. Gene Ontology annotation, cellular component: cytoplasm; cytosol; nucleus. Gene Ontology annotation, molecular function: mRNA regulatory element binding translation repressor activity; mRNA 5'-UTR binding; zinc ion binding.